Paramisgurnus dabryanus is the source of this 9981-nucleotide messenger RNA. It is a transcript of the gene sdk2a, whose product is annotated as sidekick cell adhesion molecule 2a. Gene Ontology annotation, molecular function: protein binding. The record is from RefSeq and is a predicted model, not a curated record. NCBI's taxonomy places the organism in Eukaryota, Metazoa, Chordata, Actinopteri, Cypriniformes, Cobitidae.
UCGCACCGGACGGAAUAUUUCAUCAGCGAGUGUCUACUAAUUUAAACCUUACUUUUCACCUGCAGUGGAUAUACAGUGUCGCUUCCAGAGCGCAUCUUCAUGAGAUGCUAUAUGACGCGCAGGGAUGCGAGGGAAUCUAUUCAUUCAGACACUUUUCUUCCUUUGAACGCAAAAGACUGAAUUCAGUCGAGAAUUGUUAAGAUUAAAAUGUCUACAUUCCUUUUCUUAUAGCCAAACUUUUGUUGGGGUUUCAGCCACAAAUCCUGCUAAAUUAAAUAUUAAUGAUACUAAUGAUAAUUUCAACGUUCGUAGUUCGUGAACGCACAGUUUUUAAAGUUUGACUCAUCAGGUUUUCUAGCAAUAAUUGGUUUGUUUGGUAAACGGACUGUUUGAUGGACUCCUCCUCAGUGCAUGCCGGAUUCAAACGCGCGGGAGCCACGCGCACAGUGUCUCGCAUCGCUCUACGGCGCAACAUGUAUCCGACUCGGCGCGGGAGAACGCGCGCUGCGGGCGCAGAUACGCGUUGGAGCAUCAUGUCCAGGAGCGCGAUAACGCUGAAGUGGAGUGCCGGUUGGAUUUUGAUGGUUGGCGUCAUCAGUAACACUUGGGCGCAAGAUGAUGUUCCACCCUAUUUCAAAAUGGAGCCGGUGGCAACCCAGAUCCACCUGGAAGGGAACCGGGUGGUUCUCACCUGUAUGGGUGAGGGCAGUUGGCCCCUGGAGUUCAAAUGGCUUUACAACGGUACCGAACUGACACGUUUCACAUUGGAGUACAGGUACGUAAUUCCAUCGCUGGAUCGUUCCCAUGCGGGCUUCUACAGGUGUAUUGUCAGGAAUCGGGUUGGGGCUUUGAUGCAGAGGAGCACACAAGUCCAGGUCGCCUACAUGGAAGGCUUCGUGGAAAGCGAACGAUCUCAGGUUGUGUCCCAAGGGGAGGCGGCAUUGAUCUCUCCCCCACAGAUCCACAGCUUUCCCCGACCCGGGAUCACGUGGUUUCGAGACGGACGCAAGAUUCCCCCCAGCAGCCGCAUAGCUAUCACUCUGGACAACACCCUGGUCAUUCUCUCGGCGGUGGCUCCUGACGCAGGCCGUUACUACGCUCAGGCCGUCAACGACAAGAACGGAGAGAACAAGACCAGUCAGCCUGUCAUCCUCAAUGUGGAAAAUGUUGGUGGCCCAGCAGACCCCAUCGCUCCCACUAUAAUAGUCCCACCGAGGAACACCAGUGUGAUGGUGGGCACGUUUGAGGUCACGCUGGAAUGUGUGGCCAAUGCGAGGCCUCUCAUUAAACUCAGUCUUACAUGGCGGAAAAAUGGAGUACCGGUAAACCGAGGCCUUAGGGACUUUGGCCGUCGCCUGACAAUCAGCGGUCCAUUGGUCAGUGACAGCGGCUACUAUGAGUGUGAAGCCUCUCUCCGGAGCAGCAGCGCCCCCUCUGUCAGAGCUGGGGCACAUCUGCACGUUCUGGAACAUCCUCAGUUUGUGAAGGAACCUGACAGACACAUAACGGCUGAGAUGGAGAAGGUGGUAGACAUCCCAUGCCAAGCCCGCGGUGUUCCUCAGCCAGAUAUCGUUUGGUACAAGGACGCUGUACCCAUAAGUCCCGUGAAGACACCUCGUUACAGGGUCCUGGUGGGCGGCAGCCUGCAGAUAAAUGGACUGCUACCCGACGAUACCGGCAUGUUCCAGUGUUUCGCUCGCAACUUAGCGGGAGAAAUCCAGACGAACACGUACCUCGCUGUCACCAGUAUCGCCCCGAACAUCACGGCCGGCCCUUCUGACAGCGCUGUGAUUGAUGGCAUGUCUAUCAUUUUACAUUGUGAGACCUCAGGAGCCCCACGGCCUGCAAUCACAUGGCAGAAAGCUGAUCGGGUUCUGGCUAGCGGAUCUGUCCAGCUGCCACGUUUUACUUUGCUGGAGUCGGGAAGCCUCCUGAUAAGUCCCUCCCACCUGUCUGAUGCUGGAACAUACACCUGCAUGGCCAGUAACUCACGUGGGAUUGACGAGGCUUCUGCCGAUCUGGUGGUGUGGGCUCGGACGCGAAUCACCAAUCCUCCUCAGGACCAGAGCGUGAUCAAAGGCACCAAAGCAGCAAUGACCUGUGGUGUGACCCAUGACCCUAGUGUCACAGUCAGGUACGUCUGGGAGAAAGGAGGAUCGCUUAUCGACGUGAAGUCGAGCCCCCGUUUGCGUCUAGAUGCAAACGGCACAUUGCAUAUCACUCAGACCUGGUCAGGGGAUAUCGGGACCUACACCUGUAAGGUCACCUCUGUCGGAGGCAACGAUUCCCGCAGCGCUCACCUGAGAGUCAGGCAGUUGCCUCACUCCCCUGAGAACCUCAUCGCCACCCUGAGCAGCUCUGAAAGAAGAACCAUCAACCUGACAUGGGCCCAGGCCUUUGACGGCAACAGCCCGCUCAUCCGUUACAUUCUGGAGGUGUCAGAGAACAACGCUCCUUGGACCAUCCUCUUGGCCAACAUCGAUCCGGAAGCCUCCAGCGUGAUUGUCGGAGGUCUCAUCCCUGCACGUUCCUACCAGUUUCGCCUCUGUGCAGUCAACGACGUAGGGAAGGGCCAGUUUAGCAGAGAAACGGCGCGAGUAUCAUUACCCGAGGAGCCACCAAGCGCACCUCCUCAAACAGUUAUAGCCAGUGGCCGAACCAACCAGUCCAUUAUGAUCCAAUGGCAGCCACCUCCCGAGAGCCAUCAAAACGGACCCCUACAAGGCUACAUAAUCAGGUACUGCCUGUCUGGAUUGCCAGUGGAUUGUCAAAUGAAGAACAUCACCAACCCAGACCAAACAAAUCUUCUGCUGGAGGACCUCAUCAUUUGGACAAACUACGAGAUUGAGGUGGCCGCGUACAACGGGGCGGGCCAGGGCGUCUACAGCCCCAAAGUCACCGAAUGGACCCUGCAGGGCGUGCCCACGGUCCCACCGGGGAACGUCCAGGCGGAGGCUGUCAACUCCACAACAGUCCGUUUCACAUGGAGUGCCCCAAGUCCACAGUUCAUCAAUGGCAUCAACCAAGGAUACAAGCUGUUGGCAUGGGAACCAGGCCACGAGGAAGAUGUUACCUUGGUUACGGUGAGACCCAAUUUUCAAGACAGCGUUCAUGUGGGUUACAUCACGGGGCUGAAAAAGUUCACAGAGUACUUCACCAGUGUGCUGUGCUUCACCACGCCGGGGGACGGACCUCGCAGUACCGUGCAGCGCAUACGUACUCACGAAGACACCCCAGGACCUGUAGGUCACCUAAGCUUCACUGAAAUCCUGGACACAUCUCUCAAAGUGAGCUGGAAGGACCCACCUGAAAAGAACGGGAUCCUCACAGGGUAUCGUAUUUCCUGGGAGGAGUUUAACAGGACAAACACACGGGUCACACACUACCUACCAAACGUGACGCAGGAGUACAGGGUCACCGGCCUGACCGCCCUCACUACCUACACCAUUCAGGUGGCCGGGAUGACCUCUAAAGGUCAAGGUCAGCUGUCGUCAUCUACCAUUUCUUCCGGUGUGCCGCCAGAGAUGCCUGGGCCUCCCACCAACAUCGCCAUCUCCAACAUCAGCCCACGCUCAGUUACCCUGCAGUUCAAACCCGGCUACGACGGCAAAACAUCCAUCUCACGCUGGCUGGUAGAGGCUCAGAUCGGUGUUAUCGGAGAGAAUGAGGAGUGGGUCACGGUCCAUCAGUUGACCAAUGAGCCUGAUGCACGAUCGCUUGAAGUCCAGGGGCUGAACCCCUACACCUACUACAGGUUUCGAAUGAGGCAGGUCAAUAUAGUCGGCACGAGUCUACCAAGCCAGCCGUCUAGAAAGAUCCAGACCCUACAGGCGCCUCCUGAUAUCGCUCCGGCCAACAUCACUCUCCGAACGGCCAGUGAGACCAGCCUGUGGCUCAGAUGGGUGCCGCUACCAGAGUGGGAAUACAAUGGCAAUCCAGAGCUGGUGGGCUACAGGGUGGAAUAUUCUCGACUGGGGUCAAAGACCGGCGUCCUGUUCCACAUCAUUCCCGAUAGGCAGGAGAGAGAGUUUACCAUUGAGGAUCUGGAAGAGUGGACUGAAUACGAGGUCAAAGUGCAGGCGUUCAACGGGAUUGGGCCGGGACCCUGGAGCCAACCUGUUCAUGGCAGAACCAGAGAGUCGGUCCCUUCCAGUGGCCCUGCGAAUGUGUCUGCUUUUGCCACCACGUCCAGCAGCAUACUGGUCCGCUGGGGUGAUGUGCCAGAGACAGAUCGCAAUGGACUUAUUCUCGGCUAUAAGGUGGUCUACAAAGACAAGGAUGCAGAUGCGGUCCUGCGUUUCUGGACAGUGGAGGGAAAUACCACCUACAGCGUUCAGCUCACCGGUCUGGGAAAGUACGUACUUUAUGAGAUACAAGUUAUGGCCUUCACCCGCAUAGGAGACGGCAUGCCGAGUUCUCCUGCCAUCUUUGAACGCACGCUCGACGAUGUACCCGGACCUCCAGUCGGGAUCCUUUUCCCAGAAGUAAGAACUUCGUCUGUGAGACUGAUCUGGCAGCCUCCUGCCCAACCCAAUGGCAUCAUCCUUGCGUAUCAGAUUGCUUACAGGAGAAACUCCUCUAGCAUUACCUCUGCCACUGUCGAUGUGCUCAAUCCCAGCGUACGACAGUAUACCGCCACAGGACUGAAACCGGAGAGCGUUUAUGUGUUUCGACUCACGGCACAGACCCGAAAAGGCUGGGGGGAGGCGGCCGAGGCCCUGGUGGUCACUACAGAGAAGCGAGCUCGCCCACAGCCCACAAGUCGUCCUGUCGUACCUCAGGAAGAAGUGCAGGCGCGCAGUGUGCUGUUGUCAUGGGAACCAGGCAGCGACGGUCUGUCGCCGAUCCGAUACUACACCAUCCAGUACAGGGAGCUGCCCGAAAGCAACUGGACCGUUCACUCGGCAUCAGUCAACCAUGAGGCAACAUCUUACGUCGUGGACAAGCUCAAACCUUUUACUUCCUACCAGUUCAGAGUGAAGGCCACUAAUGAUAUCGGGGACAGCGAGUACAGUGUGGAGAGCGAGGCAAUCACCACUCUACAGGACGCACCCGACAAAGCUCCCACAAUCCUCUCUGUGACGCCGCACACCACCACGUCCGUGCUGGUCCGCUGGAAGCCGCCCCCCGAGGAGGAGAUCAAUGGUAUUUUGCUAGGUUUUCGAGUUCGCUACAGAGAACUGCGUUACGACCGCCUGCGCAGUUUCACUGUACGGACCGUCAACAGCCCUUCUGCCAACUGGGCUGAGCUCACGGCUUCAUACAGUGUGAGGAACCUGACUGAAUCCUCACUUACUCAAUACGAGCUGGACAAUCUGAAUAAACACAAGCGUUACGAGAUCAGACUGAGCGUGUAUAACGCUGUGGGAGAGGGACCCGCCAGCUCGCCUCAGGAGGUUUUUGUGGGAGAGGCCGUGCCCACCGCUCCGCCGCAGAAUGUCGCUAUCCAAUCUUCAACCGCAGCUCAGCUUGAUGUCACGUGGGACCCUCCACCAGUAGAGGCUCAGAAUGGAGAUAUUCAAGGCUAUAAGAUUUAUUAUUGGGAGUUUCAGCUUCAGAACGAGACUGAAAGAGUCCGCACCCUUUUCCUGCCUGAGCUGAGCGUAAAAUUAAAAAACCUGACCGGCUACACCACUUACAUGAUCAGUGUGGCUGCAUUCAACACAGCAGGUGAUGGCCCACGCUCGCUGCCCACCAGAGGGCGCACUCAGCAAGCAGCUCCCAGUGCUCCCAGUUUCAUCCACUUCAGUGAACUCACCACUACAUCUGUCAACAUGUCCUGGGGUGAGCCCAAGCAUCCCAAUGGCAUCAUAGAGGGCUACCGUGUGGUCUACGAGCCCUGCACGCCUGUGGAUGGUGUCAGUAAAAUUGUCACUGUGGAUGUAAAGGGCAGCGCCCCUUUGUGGAUGAAAAUCAAGGAUCUGACAGACGGAGUGACCUACACUUUUCGCAUCCGUGCCAAAACUCUCACCUACGGUCCUGAGAUCGAAGCCAACAUCACCACUGGACCUGGAGAAGGUGCUCCAGGGCCUCCAGGUGAGCCGUUCAUUUCUCGUUACGGCUCGGCCAUUACACUUCACUGGUCCAGCGGUGAUCCCGGACGAGCCCCCAUUACACGCUAUGUCAUAGAGGCCAGACCAUCUGAUGAAGGAUUGUGGGAUAUUCUCAUCAAGGACAUUCCUAAAGAGGUGACAUCUUACACUCUGAAUCUGGAUAUGCUCAGAGAAGGAGUCACUUAUGACUUCCGUGUUAUCGCAGUGAAUGAUUACGGGUAUGGUUCUCCGAGUACUCCAUCCCCUUCAAUUUCAGCCCAAAAGGUCUCUCCCUUUUACGAGGAAUGGUGGUUUCUGGUGGUUAUUGCUCUGGUUGGCCUCAUCUUCAUCCUUCUGCUUGUAUUUAUUCUCAUCAUACGAGGACAAAGUAAAAAGUACACCAAGAAAACAGACUCAGGUGCCCACUCCAAUUGCACAUCUCUGCCCCUCUCCCAUGGGGAGAUGGUGCGGCUGGAUGAAGGACGUUUUCCAGCCCUGGAGCUCAACAACCGUCGGCUCUCUGUGAAAAAUUCCUUCUGCCGGAAAAACGGAAUUUACACCCGAUCUCCACCCCGACCCAGUCCCGGCAGUCUGCAUUACUCUGAUGAAGACGUCAGCAUUAAAUACAAUGACCUGGUCCCGGCAGAUAGCAGUAGUCUGACUGAAAAGCCCUCAGAGGUGUCUGACUCACAGGGAAGUGACUGCGAAUACGAGUUGGAUCCUAAUCGGCAGAAGACCCACUCUUUCGUCAACCACUACAUCAGUGACCCCACCUACUAUAAUUCCUGGCGUCGACAACAAAAGGGCGUAUCUCGCCCUCCGGCGUACGGCUACUCGCAGCCCGACACUGUGGCGGAACAGGAGUCCCGACCCCAUCCUCCUCCGCUGCCACCUUUACCACCCCUGCUACCCCACACCAAUCCCUCUCCGCAACCCCAGAGCCACGCCACCCUGUUUAGGCCUAAGGGGAGCCGGACUCCCACCCCAUCGCUGCUCUCCUCUGAAAACAACAGUCAGCACACCAUGUACAGGCCGCCUAGCAGCCUGGGAGCCUCCACCCAGGUCCCAGCCACGGGAUUUUCAUCGUUUGUUUGAUAGAAGACUCUCGUUUGAAUAACAGCACACCUGUGUUUGACUCCUGCAUUAUCAUUGGUCUGUUCUUACGGUGCUGCAUCUUGUUAGACAUCCAGUGCUGCUUUUGGAGUUUAUUCGGCCCCUCGUGAGGACUUGCAGGUGUGUAUGUGAGCUAGAGCAUUUAAACACAGACAAUCAUGUUUAGAGAAUUUGUUUGUAGCUUGUUAAUUUAUUUACCAUUCACUAUGUCAAGAAGAUUUCGGGAUGUUCAGAAAUGUCAAAUUUGAAAAAAUGUGCUUAUUUUAUGUCCAAAAGUGUUAAGAAAUACUUUAGAUCUGCACUAAAUCUGACACAUUUCUAGAUGAAUUUUUGACAUUGGUCAUGUUAUUUCCUUGCUUCCAUGGAAGCUUAUGAGAUGCUCUUUAGAUCAGUCUCAAAUCUAUGACAUUAAAUACUAAGAAAUACAUGUAAAUUCAGCAUUUAACAAAGAAUAAAAUGGUGAUGAUACAAUCUGCACUGAACAAUUUAGCAAAAUAUAAUUAUGAUUUUUAUUUUAUUUAUCUUAGUCCCUAAAAGUUGAGUAAAGGCUGAUUUAUGCUUCUGCGUUGGAUCUACGCCAUAGCCUCUAGUCUCCACCAUAGGCUACAUGUUAGUUUUCAUUUAUACUUAUGUCAUUGUUUUGUGUCAAUGUGCAAUUUCUGCAACUGAAAACUGAGGAUAGCAUGGAUUGGGAUUGAUAGUCCCUUGACUCUGGGGCGUGAGCUAUGCAUGUGAAUCGUCUCAGCUCUUUUACUUGUCAAUAGCGAGGCGGCAUGGCGAUCUCAGCUCAUUUCAGGUAAUAAAGUAACAGGAGAAAGAUGGUACCUCUCCUUCUUCUCAUACAGUUUAUACCGAAUAAGAAUAUUUGUUUUCGGGUUCACUUACAUAAUUUGAAGAAAGACAUUCCAAGCAGUAUUGUAUGUAGACAUUUAUCAAUUUUUUAUCUGACAAGUAUUCGUUAAGUUAUAGUUCAUUUUUAUAUGUAUAUCCAAAAUCAGCAGAGUAAUCUAAAGGGGGUCAUCACCACUGGAUGCGCAGCUCAGCGUCGCGUCUAGGACAACUCGCAGGUAUCGUAGAACCGGAAGUGCACAUUAAAUAGUGCAAGCUUAGUCAGAUAGCGUCUACUUCAUAAUGCUAAAUAUACGUUAGCAGCCAAUGUUAACCGUUAAUGAUUUGGGACAAAUAUGAUGUUAAUUAAUGUUAAACUAUGUGAGUGGCGCUCUGUGGCGCAACUGGAUUUGAGCAACUUCCUGAGUCGUAGCUGGGCACCGCAGACAGGCGCCACCUGUCGGUGCCAGUGUGCGUACACUCAUAGAAAACAGUGUGUUCAAACGGCGUGGGGCGUCCAGUGUGUGACCCCCUUGAGUCUCUUUGUGCAGUGAAUUAAAAAUAAAGUGGUUGCGACGCCCGCGCCACGGUCGACCCCAGGGAGAUAAGUCACUGAAAGAGAAACGAGCCAUUUUUUUAAAGGAUUUUUUUCUGGAUUUACAAAUCCUUGGCAACUUUUGGGAUAAUGUAAGUGGUUUUGUAUAUUUUAUUAACAAAAAUCUUGCAUAUUGUGGCUUUAAAUAUUGCCCCUCAACUUUGUGUAUCUUUUUUAAUGGCCACAAGCGGAAAUGCGUAUGAGGAAAUGCAAUGCAAUGACACGUUACAUAUUUGAAGAGACAGUGUAGCUGUAGGUCUGACGCAUAAGUAUAAAUCAUGCUUAAGAACAAAUUGCAUUUAGCAUUGUAUAUAAUGCUAGAAAAAGCUCUUAUUAUUUGUGAAAUAACAAGGAUUUUGUUCAAAUUUUGUUUGUGUGCUUUUGCUCUGAUGUGUUCGGUCAUUCGAUGACAAAAUAUCUGAAAAAGCAAAACAUAAAACUGUGAAUUUGUAGCAAUGUCAGUCUUUGAAACUGAAGCCUUUUCCCUGCACCUUAUACAAGCGAAUUCAACAAACAUGACUAGGAAUGGGAAUAGGAUUCCUGUAAGGAAAUUGAAUUUUUAUUGGUUUCAAUACAUGGUCUGUUUUAUUUUUUGCUUAUCAUUUGUAAAAAAACAGCCAAGUUGGCACAGAAAAGGGGGCAAAGGAAGAGAAUGUGGAUGCUGCCAUCGUUUUGGUGACUGCUGCACAUUUCGUUGAAAUGUUUAAAGAUCGUGUGCGUUUGGUUUUUCAUAAGACUGAAAGAUGCAGGUACUUAGAAGAUUGUUUAUGAGGAAAUUGUUAUGCCCAUAAUAAAACAACAACAUAUAUUUACAUAUUUAUUAUGUAAUUUUAAGAGCUACCACUGAAAAUGUUUUUUCACAUCUGAGAAUAUCAUGCACAAGACAAUGUAAAGAUAAGUGUGUGGGUCAAUAUCUUCCAUAGGUAGUGUACAUUAAAAGAUCAACAUUUGCAAAUGAGCUACAUGGACUCACAACACACGGUUUCACAAAGCAGGUGAUGCUACACUGUGUAAGAUGAUUUGUAUAAAUAAGUCACAUUCGGGGUUCCUUUACUCAUAGAGAUUGAUAAAAAUGUCUGCUAUUUUAAACGACAUUGUAUGUAUUUCUCUGAAUAUAUUGUAGAAUGUGUUUUCUUAAAGUUCACGCAGUUUGACAUAAUGCAGUAUGCUUACGUGUAUGUCAGCAGAUAUGCUUCAUUUCUAUACAUUCGAUUGGUUUUAUACUCUUAACUUAAAAAGAGCAACAGCAGUCUUAUGUGGCAAACUAUUUUAAAGGACUUUAAAAUAUGAUGAUCAUGAAUCACAAUAUCUUCUGUCUUGUUCUCUGUGAAGUGACUAUCAAUGUACAGAACUUGAUGAAUUAUAUUGGACCAAGGCAUGGUUCUUAUUGAAAAUAAAUUACUCUAUUUUUCA